CGAUACUAUCGAAUGUGGCGCGACCACAACCCGCCGGAAGUUGUCUUUCUUUACACUUCCUCCAUUGAUCGUGUUUGAUCGGAGAGUUUUCAGGAGGUUGAAUUUGCAGAAAUGCCACCAAAAAGAGGAAAAGUACAAAAGGAGGAAGUUCAAGUGUCUCUUGGACCUCAACUCCGCGAAGGAGAGGUUGUUUUUGGUGUUGCACACAUUUUCGCAAGUUUCAAUGAUACCUUUGUACACGUAACAGAUUUAUCGGGCAGAGAAACCAUUGCUCGAGUUACUGGUGGAAUGAAGGUUAAAGCAGAUCGUGACGAAGCUUCUCCAUAUGCUGCUAUGCUUGCUGCUCAGGAUGUAGCAGAAAAAUGUAAAUCACUUGGAAUCACAGCACUCCACAUUAAAUUGAGGGCUACAGGAGGUAAUAAAACAAAAACACCUGGUCCAGGUGCACAAUCGGCAUUACGUGCACUUGCACGUUCCAGUAUGAAAAUUGGUCGUAUUGAAGAUGUCACACCUAUACCAUCUGAUUCUACACGUAGAAAGGGUGGUCGUCGUGGACGAAGAUUGUAAUUUAUAAUUUUGUCCGUGAUUUAUCAACUUUCAACAAUAAAUAUUGUAUUGUAUUUUUA
This is a messenger RNA of Megachile rotundata (alfalfa leafcutting bee), 626 nucleotides long. RefSeq names its product ribosomal protein S14 (gene Rps14). The record is from RefSeq and is a predicted model, not a curated record. Gene Ontology annotation, cellular component: ribosome. Lineage: Eukaryota; Metazoa; Arthropoda; Insecta; Hymenoptera; Megachilidae. Gene Ontology annotation, molecular function: structural constituent of ribosome. Gene Ontology annotation, biological process: translation.